Molecule: messenger RNA, 6047 nt
Organism: Sphaerodactylus townsendi
Lineage: Eukaryota; Metazoa; Chordata; Lepidosauria; Squamata; Sphaerodactylidae
Gene: ZNF385D
Product: zinc finger protein 385D
Exons: 10
Coding region: 228-1877 (549 amino acids)
Cellular component (GO): nucleus
Molecular function (GO): zinc ion binding; nucleic acid binding
Source: RefSeq, a predicted model, not a curated record
GGGAGACCGACGAGCGCCCGGCAUCCGGCGUGGGCAGCGGUCCGCCUGCCCCGCGGCGCUUCCAACCUUGCCUCGGAGCGGCGGCAGCGCGGAGGGAGCCGAGGGCGCGUCUCCUUUACCUCGCCAAGCUGGUCGUCUUUUCCUCCCCGGCGCGCGCGCCCCUCCUGCUCGGCGCGUGGCUGGCUGAGGGCGGCUGGGUGGGCGCGCGGGCCACAGCCUCUCGCAGGAUGGAGAGCUCGGCGGACGGCAGGAGGGAGAAGGCGCUGGGAGCCAAAAGCCCGUCCAAGAACGAAAUCAUGAAGAAACCUUGGAGCCCUAUUUCUUCCCAAGACAAUAUCCCAUGUACUUCAGAUUUCACUUAUUUUCAUGAGAGAGAAAGUGAGACAGAAUUAUCACCUGAUGAUAGUGAAGAAAAGCAAGAACGGGAGAAGAAACAUACCAGUUUUACAUUGUGCAGUGUGUGCAACAUACAGCUGAACUCUGCUGCUCAGGCACAGAUCCAUUAUAAUGGGAAAACUCAUCAGAAAAGGUUAAAACAACUCAGCAAUGGAAAUCUCAAAAGUGACCAUGGAGGUACAUGCCAGAGCCCUGCUCUUCCAGCCCUGGUACGUCCUCCAGCCCCGCCCUUGCAGCCAUCGCUGGAUAUCAAACCUUUUCUUCCAUUUCCUCUGGAUACCGCGGCAGCUGUAAAUCUCUUCCCCAACUUCAAUGCAUUUCAGAACAAGAACAUGCACAUCUCUUGGCCACAGUUCUGCAACUCAGUUAUAUCCAAAAAAUUACCAGGUCUGACUUUGGGUAGAGAAGAUUCAAAAGAGGUAGGGACUAACCUUGGAAGUCUACUGAUCGGAGAAAUGGACCCAAUUCAAAAAGCAGUAAUAAAUCAUACUUUUGGGGUUCCUCUUCCUCACAGAAGAAAGCAAAUAAUAUCGUGCAACAUUUGUCAGUUAAGAUUUAACUCAGAUAGCCAGGCUGCGGCCCACUACAAAGGCACUAAACAUGCCAAGAAGCUCAAAGCACUGGAAGCCAUGAAAAAUAAGCAGAAAUCUGUAACUACCAAGGACACCGCAAAGACUACCUUCACUUCCAUCACUACCAAUACCAUCAAUACCAGCUCUGACAAAACAGCAAACAAUACAACAGGGACACCAGCAAUAUCAACAACCACCACAGCUGAAAUUCAGAAAAGCAAUGUCAUGACGACUGAAAUCACCUCUAAAGUUGAAAAGCUCCCCACAACAGCCGCUAUCAGCAGCACGUGUUCUUCAGGAGAGACAGAGGAAGAAAAGGCCAAGCGACUCCUUUACUGUUCACUAUGCAAAGUUGCUGUCAACUCCGCUUCACAGUUGGAGGCUCACAACAGUGGCACAAAGCACAAAACUAUGUUGGAAGCACGAAAUGGAAGUGGAACCAUCAAAGCCUUUCCCCGGGCAGGUGUCAAAGGCAAAGGACCCAUUAAUAAAGGAAACACGGGACUUCAGAACAAAACAUUUCACUGUGAAAUUUGUGAUGUGCAUGUAAAUUCUGAGACACAGCUUAAACAGCACAUAAGCAGUAGAAGGCACAAAGACAGAGCUGCUGGGAAACCCCCGAAACCCAAAUACAGCCCCUACAACAAACUCCAGAAGGGAACACACCCUCUUGGGGUAAAAUUAGUAUUUUCAAAGGAACCUACAAAACCAAUGGCUCCACGCAUCUUACCAAAUCCUCUUGCAGCUGCCGCAGCUGCUGCUGCUGUGGCUGUUAAUUCCCCUUUCAGUCUUCGAACAGCCCCAACAGCUACCCUCUUUCAGACUUCAGCCCUUCCUCCGGCACUUCUCCGACCGGCACCAGGGCCUAUACGGACCACCCACACACCCGUGCUCUUUGCUCCUUACUGAACUCCACAAGCGAAUUAAUUGUACUGCAAUAAUUUUUCAGAGCAAAAGCAAAACAAGAACAAUGAACUAUGCAGUGUUUAUUUAUAGUUUAAUGUAAUUCUAAAGAGAGGAAGAAGCAGUAUUUUCUCCAGAAGGAAGCAUUUCUCUUAAACCUUGAUCAUUUAAAAAGGGAUCCUACAAAAGUUGAUUCAUAGCACUUUGUGCUUUUUAGCACACUUUUCCCCCUUGGAAUGUCUUUUCUGCUUAUGAAACAACUUUACAGAAUUGUCUAAAGGGCAUUAACUGGUUCCAAUGUACAUAAAAUACUUAAUUCUGUAGAAUAAAAGCAAAACAAAACAAAAACAGAAACACUGUGAAUAGUCAUACUCUUAACAAGGCUCCUGCCAAGUCAGCAUUUCCUGGGUAUUUAUCAAAGUACAAGUAGAUACAAUAGAUGUCUUGUUAAGCACUAGUAUUGUGUCUCUAUCUGUGCCACUAGGUCUGUGAACGGAGAUGAUAAAAGUGCAUUAUCACCCCUUGAUAAGUUGCCACAGUGAAGGUGGAUGAAGAUGGGACUAGUUACCAAACUAAUUCAAAUGGCUGCAUUGCGGUUAAUGCCAACAUCAAAAGAGCUUCCUUGCAUCCAGAAUCAACAGCUUGUGCUGGAAGGCUCUUUCAUUUCUUUCCAAGCAGUAGCCCCACUCUCUCCUCGCUUGCCUCAUUACAAUAUGCUUGUUAAACUCUUCUGGUUUUCAAAGCAUGUUGGGGUGGGGGGGGGGUGCUGUUCAGAAAAGAAGUGGAAACUUCCCAUUGUUAAAUUAAGUUUUCUUCUCUGUUUACCAGGAUUAUGUCCAGGAUAAGCCAGAAUCUUGAUCACUGCAAUGAUAGAAUAUAUGCAGAUAACAAAGUGCUGUGCACUGCCCAGAGACUCAUGCUGGUUUUGUUAGCUGCAGCCUGAAAGCCAGUAGGUCAGGAAGGAAUCAGCCACUGGUGCAGAGGCACUAAGGAAAUGGCAUCCUACUCUUACCUGGGACAGACUCCAAGUUUUCUGCCCCCUAUGGGCCCCCGCACCACCCUCCAUGCCCCACCCCCAUUUACCUUAGCCGGCAGCAGGGUCUGGUGGGGCAGAGCUGGGGCAGGCGCAGCCUGGUAGCAGCCUCUGCCAUCCUGGUGGGGCUUCUCCCGGGCCUGGCAGGGGUGCCCGCAGCCCAGCAGUGGCCUCUGCUGAUCUGGUGGGGGGUCUCUACCAGGCCCGGUGGGGCAAGGGGGAAGGAGGAGGGGUGUGGGGGUGAUUUUCUGCCCCCCAUAUGACCCCAAUGGUGUCCACCUGGAGUGCCUGUCCCCACCCCACCCCACCCCACGGUAGCUAUGCCACUAUCGUGGAUGUUAUGUUGUGGUGCAGUGAGAUCAUGGCCUUUUAAGCACAUUGCUGCUAAUGGUCCAUCAAGUGACUGAAAGCUUUGGAUAAAUUAUGUCAUUGGUCUGUACAUGUGUACAUACCUUUCCCUUUCCUCUUAUGCUUUCAAGCUAUCCCCAUUGGUAAGAAUGACAUCUGAUUUUUCCCUGUGGUAGCUGCUCAGUGAUAGCAGCUAAUUCUUGCCUGCACCAUCAUCUUUCCAGCUGCUGAGCUUUUUUGCCUUUGUCAUGGCUUCCCUCAAGGAAUUCUGGGUACUGGAGUCUGGUGAAGUGCUAAACAUUCUCUGUUAGAACUUACUCCCUCACAUAACUUGGAUUUCUUGAGAAAAGGAAAUGACUGGUAAGCCAAUUUAAAUGUAAAGUUGUAGAGUCAUUAUGUCUUAACAAAGCUACUAUAUGUAAAAUGGCAAAUACUAUAUUUUUCAGCAGGUAGUAAAAAAAUAUUUAUUCAAACAGAGCCAAGAAAUACACAUAUGAAGUACUUUGUUAUUAUACCACAACCGGGGAAGCAUUUCCAGCCAGAAGUAAGAAUAUUUUGUUAUAGGGAUUGUGGUAAGAAAGAAAGGUAUAAAUUGCUACUGAGAUGCUCUAAUUUACAUAUUUACAUAGAUAUGGAGAUAUGUAUUGUAUAAGAGAGCCACACAGUCUUUGUGUGGGAGCACCCUUGGACCCUAAACCCCACAACUGGCCUUUAUGAAAUAACUUCUUAUGGGCUUGUGUUCACUGUGAGGCUUUUAAGAAACAAACUGUUGGAGAUCUAUAGAGAUAUAUUGUAUAUAUGCUAGAACUAAAAAUAAUUUAUAAAGAGAAAAUUGCAUACAAUAAUUGUAUACAGCUGUUGAGAGUUAUGCAUGGGCCACAAAGUGGUUGGCAACAAAUGGCAGAGGAAAAGAGUAAGAAAUUGCACGUCUUGGAUCUCUGCAUAUUUGCUGCUGACUUUUCCCAUGGAGAACUGAAAAGGGUGUGAUCGUUAUAUGAGAUGGUAAAUCAGCCAGUUUCAGCCAUACUGAUUGCAUCUCCAACGUCUGCAAGUUGAAUUUAGCUACAAAAAAAGGAAUAAAACAUUUUUUAUGUUAAAUGGGUUUGCAGGAACUUAAAGGAUGGUUAUAAAAUGCUAAUGAUUCAAAAUAUAAAACAUGGAUUUGCUACAUUCAAAUGUUUAUAGCACUUUGGAAUUAUUAAAAUUAGAGAUUGUUAAAGCCAAGAGUGAUUUGUUAGUACUUCCUAUUUUCAAAACAAAAGCUAUUCACCAGUACUUAAAAUGUAUAUAUAAGGACAGCAAGAGAAAAUGCAUAACUUUUGCUUUUUAAAAGGUAUAUAUGUAUGUGUGUGUACACACACACACACAUAUAUAUACCCACAAAAAAGUGCUGUGUAUAGCUACGCAAUUAUAAAAGGAAUAAAACUUUCCAAAAAUAUGCCCCUACAUCCAAAGAGGUAGAUUUGUCUGUUAAGUGUUAACUUUUUAAAGAAAUAGCUCUUUGUGAAUUAUUUUACAAUAUUUCAAUCAUUUUACUUGCAAAUAUUUGUGCCUUGAAGUUAAAGCACUUUUUUUUUGGCUUUCCUAAUCUUAAAACAGAUACAGGAUGUCAAUCAAAGAUUUUCAUUAGACAAAUUUCUCAAGAACUUUUAUAAUAAGAUUCUAAAGUUAAAAUUCAUGCUUGAGAAUUCUGAAUAUGUAUUAACUGCUUAUGAGUAGAUGAAUAUAUUCCUAGAGCACCAGGGCCUUGUAAGGGAAAGCACUUUUGGAAAUAAAACCACAGAGAGCCUGAUCUAGUAGCCUGAACAGAAAUGUCUUUCUCUGGCCAUGCUAUCUUUUACAGCAAUACCUGACAUGGGUUUCUGAGGACAAUCGUGAGGUAUCAUCUUUGGACUUGAACAUAUUGUGACUGUCCUUGAGAUACUGUUCACAGUUGCAUCCAGAUAGCAAACUAUCCCUGUCCUGUACAUUAACAUGCACAAGUACUUACCACAUGGGUCAAAGAUGCAUUGUGAGUUUCUACAUCUCUCCCAGCAGCCCCUGGAAUUAUGGAGUGCACCUGCUGAGAUGCCUACUAUGAUCUGCAUGGUCAGUAUGUCUGCAGUAUAUGGCCAGUACAGGAAUGAUUUGCUACAUGUAAAGAAAGCUGUUUGCAGCUGCAUCCCCACAACAACCAUACAAUGUGCUCUGGUUCUGUUUUAACUUUUUUACAGUGUAGCUGCAAUAAGGGUGAUGUCCUUAGCACUGGCAUCUGCACACAUGGCAGUGAUUUUUCAAGCCAAGUUAAAUGAAUGUUUAUUGCCCUAUAGAACCUUUGCUUGUGUCCACAAAAGGAAACCUCUGAGAACCAAGCCAUAGAGUAUUGGAGGGGCUCCAAAGAUAGGCAGCCCUGGUACAGAUUUUUAUCCUCCUAUAAAAGUAAUAUGCAGAGAGUUGUAAGCAUGGUCUACCAUGCACAUGCUACACCAUUCUGUCCAAAAUGUCGUACAAAUGAAUAUAUUGAUCCUUGUAAUAUGUUGGCCUGUGGCAUGUAUGGAGACACAGUACGAAUGGCAGAGAUAAUCAAAGCUUUGCUAGAGGAGUCGUUCCUAUUCUUCUCAUCAGUUGAUCCAUACUCUUUUAAGUUGCCUGAACCUCUCCCUUUUGCUUUCUUUUUUUUGACACCACAGUGCUGUACACUCAAAAAAAAAUCUUUCCUUCAGCUAAGUCUAUCCUAAACUUCAGCUGUAAGCAACAAACAAUCCUUUUUAUGUCUCUUACUCACUACCUAAUAAAGGAUAAAGCCUAAAUGUCAA